Austrofundulus limnaeus is the source of this 4480-nucleotide messenger RNA. RefSeq names its product zinc finger MYM-type protein 2. Lineage: Eukaryota; Metazoa; Chordata; Actinopteri; Cyprinodontiformes; Rivulidae. The record is from RefSeq and is a predicted model, not a curated record. Gene Ontology annotation, molecular function: zinc ion binding.
GACAAAGUUUACCAGUUCUGCAGUAAGACGUGCUGUGAGGACUAUAAGAAGCUCCACUGCAUUGUGACGUUCUGCGAGUACUGCCAGGAGGAAAAAACACUUCACGAGAUGGUCAAGUUCUCUGGUGUCAAAAGACCGUUCUGUAGUGAAGGUUGUAAACUGCUGUUUAAGCAGGAUUUUAUCCAGCAGCUGGGUCUCAAGUGUGUGAGCUGUAACCAUUGCAACCAGCUCUGUAAGAGAGGCGUGACCCAGGAGCUCGGUGGCAUGACCCGAGACUUCUGCAGCGACACGUGUGCCAACAAGUUCAACGACUGGUGGAACAAGGCGGCGAGGUGCGACUGCUGCAAGGUGCAGGGGAACCUGACUGAGUCUGUGAUGUGGAGAGCAGAGAUGAAGCAGUUCUGUGACCAGGAGUGUCUGCUGAGGUUCUACCUGCAGCAGAAUGAGCCCAUCAUGGUCACGCAGAAGGGACCUGAGAACACCACUCUGGGGUUAGAGGCGCAAGGAGCCAAACUUGGACUGAUGAACCAGACUUCAGCUGCUUACACUGGUGGAGGGUUGAUCAGAGAUGUAAAGAACAAGGCAGUUCUCUGCAAGCCACUUACACUGACCAAAGCCACCUACUGCAAACCUCACAUGCAGAGCAAACUUCUACAGACAGAUGUAGACGAUGGUGUUAAGAGGGAGUAUGUUCCAGUCCCUAUACCUGUUCCUGUGUUCAUCCCCAUGCCUAUGAAUAUGUACACCCAGGUCACCCCCACUCCAGUGUCUCUGCCUGUACCUGUUCCUGUUCCUGUGUUUCUGCCCACCACCCUUCAGGGGGCAGAACAGAUCAUUCAGACCAUCAAAGACAUAAAAAACGAGGCGUCCACUGAUCCCACAGAGGCCGGUCGCUCCGUGGAUGAGAGCAGCACGAAUGACCAGAAGCCAGAUGUGAAGCUGAUGAAAGUGAAAGAGGAGCGUGGAGGAGAGGAGGCCUCCUGCAGCAGCUCUGAGGAGGAGGAGGAAGAGGAGAAGUAUGACUCUAACCUGGACCUGGAGGCAGACUUCCCUCAAGCCUCAGAGCCCGUUCCAGUGCUGGAGGGGAUGGAGGAAGAUUUGGGCUUUUCUCUGCCUCCGGUUCUGACAGAAGAGAAGGAGGAGCAGGAGGAGUCGACUCCUCGACCACAGCCCAGGAGACUUGGAAAUAAACGACAGGCAGUGGAGGAUUUGUUCACCUCCUCACAUCCAGGUAACAACUCCCCAGAGAAACGUUCGCUGCCUCUCAGAGCUCGUUACGGCGUCAACGCCUGGAAGCGCUGGGCUCUGUCUGUCUCUGACCAAUCAGAAGACACCAAAGUAAAGGACAGCUCCAAACCAACGCGGUGGAAAAGUAACCUGCUGUCACUGAGUUCAGACGAGCUGAGCGUGGCUCUGUCUCGCUUUGUGAAGGAGGUCUGCAGACCCAACGGGGAGCGCUACUCUCCAGACAGUAUCCUCUACCUGUGUCUGGGAAUCCAGCAGCAUCUUCAUGCCAAAGGCAGGAAGGACGACCUGUUCAGCGACCCGUGUUACCAGCAGUUUGGAGACGAGCUGAACAAAGUCCUCAAAGACUGGCAGCCCAGUGUGCUUCCUGACGGCUCUCUGUGGGGCCGGGUGGAGGAGCAGAGUCUGUGGAGUAGUCGACACCUGGGAGAGCAGAGUCCUGCCGCUCUGCUGCGCUCUCUGGUUUACCUCAACACCAAAUACUUCAGCCUGCGCACCGUGGAGCAGCACCUGCGCCUCUCCUUCGCCAACGUCUACGGCCCCGACUCCAUCCAUCCUGCCACCAAGGAGACGACCGUUCGCAUCCGCGUUCCCUCCAUCUCUCAGGAUCACCAGGUGCACACAGAAUCCAGGAAGAGGAAGCGCAGGCUGACUGAGGACGAGCAGGACGAAGACGAGGACUCGGGGGACUCGUCUAUUCGGUGCCCAGUGAAGCAGCAUGAGUGUCGUCUGUAUGAGCUCUACAGAUCCAAAUGUCCGCCAUUGUUGUGGAAACGCCUCGACGUCUUCUACCUUCAGCCCGAUCCGGCCUGCAGCCCCGGUGACUCUGUGUGGUUCAGCUCCACGCCGCUGGAGCGAACGGUCCUGGAGAGCCUCCUCACCAGAGUCCUCCUGGUCCAGGACAUUUACACAGACAAGCAGGACGAGGAGGAGGAGGAGGACUGCAGUGAGGAAGUCCAAGGAGAGUAGGACCUCCCUGGACUUGUCUUAGGACUCGUAGGGUAUCUUGUAGUUUGUCUCUCCUUCACCUGUCUUUAUUCUCGUCUCUUCACGCUCUUCAAUGACUUGCUGUUUCCUCCUGGCGAGGGACGUCCACAACAAGUACAGGAUGUAGGUGGUCUCGUCCACCCAGAGGACAUAAACCCUUGAAGGACGAAGGAGAUGAUGGUGAGAGGAGAGAAAGUGAUGAACUUAGUUAGUUCUCAGCUUCAAAAUCCAACCAGGUUAAGGACAAAGAGCGUUCAGGGUCUCGUCGUUCAUCAGCCUCAGUUUGAACACAAGGAAACAAACCAGUCCUGCUUUAAUAAAGUUAAGUCUGCCAAGAUAAGUUACUUUCAGUUUGUGUCAAGAGUCAAACUGAUGUUUUCCAGAAAAUACCAAUUAUUGGUUGAAUUUAAGGAUGCCAAGGUAAGAGUUAUCUGAUGCAGGUUUUAACAUGAAGGAGGAGGACAGGUAUCAGAAAGCAUUUCCUCAUGUUGGUCUCAGUUCAGCUUGUUUGUGACCCAACAGUGUUUAUUUAAAGAUCUGACGGUAAGCUCAUCAUUUCUGCACUUAAUUUGCCCAAUUUCUGAUCACAUCCAUCUCAGCCUUUUGCUGUGAGGAAAAUGUUGACUUUAUACAUGAAAUGAAGAACAUCUUGUUAGAUGUCAUUAAAUACCACACAAGCUGUUGAGAACCAGACGUAUUAAGCAGUAUGUCGGGUGUAGUCUUAAAUAACAUUAAGUGUUGACAUGUGCGUCUGCACUAGUUCAUGGCUUAACUGCAGUCUCAGAACAACAGUGAUGAACUAACAGAACAACAGGCUCCUUUGUUCCAUGUUGACUGAUGAGAACCUGCCUGUCCCUGUGCUUUUUCUGACUGAAGAGAGUUGUUUGUUUGGGGCAAAAGAGGCUAAAUUAGAUUAGAACUAUCAGCUCGUAACAGAGUCGACACACAAGGGAAAAACACUAGCUUGCUCUUAAAUCAGCUAAAAUCAUGUUAAAGAGUCUGUGGGAGUCAGGGCUAACGUCAUCGUACUGCUCAGUCAUUUCUUUUGGGCGUUCUCAGCAGAUCUGGUGGUUUUUYCAGAUGACGAGAACCAAACUGAAUGUUCCUGAGUGUUUUGAUGGUAAAGUCCUGACUUCACAGCUCAGUAACGUCCACUCUGAUCACUCCAUUGGUUCCCAUCAUGCCCCUCUGCUGCUCUUCCUCCAGCACCGCUCUCAGGUGAACCCUACAGAGGACUUCAUCAGGUCUGAUUCCAGGACAGAAGACAUUUGUCCUCUCUGAGGAAGGCCUGACUGGUACCAUAGCCAGCUGAGCUUCUUCCUAAGACUUUGGGGUUUCUUUCAUUCCUAUGAUGUAGCAUUGUUGCUGUGAUGAGUAAAUCUGUGGAGCCUGGCAGGUGUUUCACAUGGUCUCCAUAAAAAACAUCAUGUUGUUAAACRUAUUUAUUUCCUGUUGGUUCGACUGCUUCCUUCAUGUUCACAUCUCACGGCUGAUGUUUCCUUUUUCACCCUAAAACUUCGCUGCUGUCUUGAAGAAUCCUGCUAAGCAUGAAGGAUUAGGAUUAUUCCAAGUUUAGGAACUGGCUUUAUUUUAAAAAUCUGUUUUUUUGUACGUUUAGUUUGUUUUUGUUUUGAAAAUUGCACACCUCUUAACACUUCUAUUUCCUUCCUGUUUUGUCACGAGUGAAGCGUGUGCUGAGGUGGACAUUUAGUUGGGUUUUUUUUUCCCAUCAGCUAGUCAUCUUUAAACUAUGUGAUGAUACAUUUCCUUUAUGAUUUGUUUAAAUAUCCCAUGUGUUGAAGAAUCUCUUUUAAACUGAUUUGAUCUAAAGUUAAUUUAUAGUUUGAGGAUUUAUUGGUUCCUUAUUCAUUAGAAUUUAAAUCUUAGUUUAUUUCACCUGAAGAACAUCUGCUUCUGUUUUUUCGUACACAGGAAGUCAUUUAACGGUCUGAACCUGAUUUCUGACUCAGUGUUGCCAAUCCUUUAACAGGUAAACAGACCCUGGAUCAGACGACACUGAUAACUCAAACUGAUUUUAGUUUUUCCCCACCCUGCUGGACUGAGAGGCAACACCCGAACCUGCCACAGGUUUGGACCUGCAGGACACGCUGUGGCUGGCUUUAAUGCCUAAUGUGAAUGUGCCUAUCUGUAAAUAGUAAAGUGAGUGAUUGUGACUUGAAUCUGAUGCUACGUGUGUGGGCUGAUCUGCCGAUACAGUUAUGUUUAAUAAAUGAUUUCCUUUUUCUAA